This is a messenger RNA of Antechinus flavipes (yellow-footed antechinus), 3092 nucleotides long. RefSeq names its product TRPM8 channel-associated factor 2-like. The record is from RefSeq and is a predicted model, not a curated record. NCBI's taxonomy places the organism in Eukaryota, Metazoa, Chordata, Mammalia, Dasyuromorphia, Dasyuridae.
AUGGGGCAGGACAGCUCUUAUGAUGUUACUAAUGGUCCGCUUUUCAAGUCCCUACAGACUCUCCAGGACACCUGGGUAGCAGUCAGAGGUCUAGAUUGUGCCUCUGCCCAGCCUCCCCUGCCCCAGCCUGCUGGACCAGACCUCCAACUGGGUGAUUGGAUCCUGACCAGAAAAUUUCCUUGUGGCUCUGCAUUGGAACCGCUGGACCAGCCCUCACCAGGUCAUCCUCUCCAAUCCCUCAGCAGCGAAGGUGGCCCACCCAGGCAAAAAAAGCCCAUAGCGAUGUCUUCAUCAGUUGAUUUUGAGAUCUUAGUGAAUGGGCUGAACAGUUGGAAUCUCCCCAGUGGCCCUAAACCUUGUGAACUGCUGCUCAUUGGUGAAGCUGCCUUUCCAGCUCUGGUGAAUAAAAAUGGUCAAGUCUUAAUUGCUGCCUCCCAUUAUGGCCAGGGACGCAUGGUAGUCAUGUCCCAUGAAGAUUACCUGAAAGAUAGCAUGUUGGCUCAGUUUCUUUGCAAUGCUGUCAGCUGGCUCAACCAGAGACCAGGAACUGUUGUGGGGAUGCACACAUCUGUGGAAUCUCUCACUGGUAUCCUCCAUGACUCUGGGAUGGAGGUGCAGACCAUGGAUGGCCUUGAAGACACUGUAGGAGUUUAUUGUAUCAGUGCCUAUGACAGCACCUUGGCCAAAGAGCUGAUUCAAUUUGUGAAAAAUGGUGGGGGCUUACUUAUUGGGGGCCAAGCUUGGUAUUGGGGAAGUCAUCAUGGAGAUGACAAGGUUCUGUCCAACUUCCCUGGGAACCAGAUGACCAGUGUAGCUGGUGUGUACUUCACUGAUGCCUUUGGAGAUACAGGCUUCCUCAAGGUUUCUAAGGAAGUACCUGAAAUUCCACUUACUUUGAGGUUUGGGGAGGAACUCUCUCAGGACCAACAGCAACUCUUGGAUGGAAUCACAGAGCUGGAUAUUAAUACUGGUGGACAGCCUUCUCAGCUUCUGGUUCAUGGAGCCUUGGCUUUCCCUCUCGGGAUAGACUCUUCACUUAACUGCUUCCUGGAAGGUGCCCGCUAUGGCCAGAGUUGAGUGGUACUUGCUGCUCAUGAGAGCAUCCUCUGUGACCCGAAACUGAGCCCUUUCCUAUAUAAUGCUAUUAACUGGCUAGCAGGGGGAGAAGCAGGCAGAAUUGGUGUUAACCCUAAUCUUAAAAAACUGUUUUCCCUGUUGUCUGAUAAAACCCUGAACUGCAGCCUAGAAUCUCAUCUGACCCCUGGCUUGAGUGUUUACUGCUGCUCAGCCUACAGUGACAAAGAGGCAAGGAAGCUGCAUGAGUUUGUGGCAGAGGGUGGAGGGCUACUGAUUGGGGGUCAAGCCUGGUGGUGGGCCUCUGAGAAUCCUGGCAAGCAUGCUGUGGCUGAUUAUCCUGGAAACCACAUCCUCAACCCCUUUGGUCUCAGCAUCCUAGAUUGUAGUGUCCAAUGUGGUCGAUUUCCUGUCCUUGUGCCUGGUGAAGGGAACUAUCACUUCCACUUAGCAUUGUCUCAGCUCCAGGAUGAAGUGAAAGGAGACAAAGUCUUGGCAGAAAACUGGCAUUGUAAGCUAAUGAGGGACUGUGGGGUCUUCCUGAAGAUUCCUGCAGAAAGAAUCCCUGUCUAUGCCUCCCUCCACAGAUUCUUGAGAAAAUUGCUCAAGCAAACUGGCAUCCCCCAUGUCAGCGAGGAUCACCCUGUGCACAGUGAUUCCUUUGAAGCUACACUGCUCUGUGUGGCCAUUGAGCUUACUCAAAGUGGGAAAAAUUGCUUUUCACUGGUCCAUAGAGCUAGUAAUGGGACUUAUCCCUCCCAAGUGUUUUCCUCAGCACCCCCUGUCACCAUGGAGAUCAAUGGUACCAGUCCAGAUGUCACUACAUGGGUGAGCACUGGACUCUACCUUCCUGAAGGCUUUACUGUAAACAUCAGAAUGCCACAUGCUAUGUCUGCUGGCCUACAGGUACAAAUCGGCUGCCACUCUGAUGAUCUCAGUGGGACCAAGAAGCUUUGCCGAGCACCUGUGGUAAUUCACCGCUGCCUGGACAGACCAGAGCUGUCAGUCUCCUCUCCCUGGGGGGGCCUCAUCUAUGUAAUUGUGCCUAAGGGCAGUAACCUGGGUCCUGUGCCAGUCACCAUCUCUGGAGCUGUGCCUGCUCCAUACUUCAAGCAGGGGAAGACAUCUCUGGAAGAGUGGAAGAGCUCUAUCAGCCACCAUCCAGUGCCCUGGGGGAAGCUGGCAACAGACAAUAUCAUCCUUACAGUGCCCUCUGAACAUCUUGAAGAUAUAGAAAACCCAGAGCCAUUGCUUCAUCUCUGGGAUGAUAUGAUGGAAGCUGUAGCCAGACUUGCAUCAAUAAGUUUCCCUUUCCCUUGACCCAAGAGGAUUGUAGCUGAUGUACAGAUCUCAGUUGGCUGGAUGCGUUCAGGAUACCCCAUCAGGUACAACAAGGAGUCAGCAGAGGAAUUACUCAAUGAGAAGAAAAUAAGAUCUAAUGGCCUCUGUCCCAUCCAUGAACUAGGCCAAAACUAGCAAUGAAGUGUCUGGCAGUUACCCCCACAUACAGCUGAGGCUACUGGCAACUUGUGGUCUGUGUAUGUACAUGAGAGAGUGGUAAGCAUCCACCGGAGCCAGGCUCACCCUGAACUGACUCCCUCAAAGAGGGAGACCAGAGUAAAAGAAUACCUGAGAAAAGGGACUCCCCUGAAAGAAUGGAGUGUUUGGACAGCACUGGAGACUUAUUUGCAGCUACAGGAAGCCUUUGGCUGGGAGCCUUUUACCCAAAUCUUCACAAAAUAUCAGACCUUAUCCAGGGUGCCAAACCACAAAGCUGGCAAGAUGAACAUGUGGAUAAAACAGUUCUCUCAUCAUGUGCAGAAGAAUUUGGCUCCUUUCUUCCAGAGCUGGGGCUGGCCUGUAGAGGAAGAGGUGGCUGCUUCCUUGGCCUGCCUCCCUGAGUGGCAAGAGAACCCCAUGAAAGCAUACCUUCUUAUGCAGAAUUAAGGGAUACCUAUCAAUCUGUGAGCUUUAGUUUUAGAAUCAGGAAUCAGUGCUUCUGCAUACUAAGAAAUCUA